AUGCCUCUGGAUUGCGAGUCGCCCAACAUCAGACCCCUGGACCCCAAGGACCAAUGGAAGCCGAUCGACAACAUCCGGUCACUGCUCUUCAUUGUCGUUCGUGAAGUCCUGAAUCAUGAUGCAUUGCGCGUAGCUCUAGACGAGCUGAUCAGACACCAUUUACCCAUCCUGGGGGCACGCAUCAAGCGUAAUCGAAAGAAUCGAUCGCUAGAGUACCACCUGCCGAGGACCAUCUCUGAGGACUACGCUUUGUUCUCUUGGUCUACCAGAGAGGUCCACGCUGGACUCGAGACGUCAGAUCUACUUCCCAGAGUGACAGACAAGUCCGUCACUACCGUCAGCUCGAUUCCUACUCUGGAGGCACACUGGACGCCAUGCGACUGGCCAGUGGAACGCAAGUUCGACAAACCCGACACGCGCCUUCUUUUGGUCCAUCUCACGAGAUACACAAACUCGACGGUGGUGGCAAUGAAUCUUCCACACGCUGUGGCGGAUCAAAUGGGCUUUGGGAGCUUGAUCAGGGCGUGGCUUCUCGUCUAUCGUGGAGAGCAGCCUCCUCCCUUCCUAGACUUGAGCCAGGGCCAGCUCGACGGCCCCAAGAAUGUGUCCAAGAAAGAGAUGCGAACAAAAGGCAAAUAUCGUCUAGUGUCGCGAAAGGAGAAGCUCGAGAUAAAUCUUGGUUUGAUGCUUCACUUGAUGCCCCCGUCCAAAGAAGAGCGUCGCACACUCUUUUUUCCGACUGCGCUGAUUGAACGGUUACGAGACAAGCAUCAAGAAAGUCUCAAGGCGAAUUAUGGGGUUGCCUCGCCGCUACUGACCAACGGCGAUAUUCUUGCGGGGAUGCUGGUCAAGGUAUGA
Molecule: messenger RNA, 858 nt
Organism: Purpureocillium lilacinum
Lineage: Eukaryota; Fungi; Ascomycota; Sordariomycetes; Hypocreales; Ophiocordycipitaceae
Source: RefSeq, a predicted model, not a curated record